AUGUCCACUGUCACGUUUGGUCAACGUUCAUCGCCGUUUUUGGCAAUAAGGACAUUACAUCAAUUGGCAACUGACGAAGCCACGAACUACCCAGCUGUUGAGCGAAUCAUCCGCAAUGAUUUAUAUGUGGACGAUGUCGCUACUGGAGCCGACAGUGAAUCAAAUGCUCUUCAAUUGCAGCAAGAUCUGAUAAAGGUAUUCGACCGUGGUUGUUUUGAACUAAGGAAAUGGUCUAGCAAUUCUGUUGCGUUGUUAGAGGCCGUCCCGCCGGACUGUCGCCAAACAGACCAGGUUAACUUUGAUGAGUCUACGUCAGAUUACACCAAAAUUCUCGGGUUAAAAUGGGAACCUAACCCCGACAUCUUGGCAUACCAAUAUCAACCUAAUCCUAUACGCUUUAGUAAGCGUGCUAUCCUAUCAGAAAUUGCACGCAUUUACGACCCGAUUGGACUGCUGAUACCAGUCAUCACUAGCCUAAAAUGCCUCAUGAAAUAUUUGUGGUCCAUUGGAGUUGGUUGGGAUGAUCAGAUUCCGGAGGAUGCCACCAAAGUAUGGUCCCAAUAUCAUGAAGAGCUGCCCUUCAUCGGAUUGAUCAAAAUACCACGUCAAGUGACCACAGAAAAGGGUACGUACGAGCUUCACGGGUUCUGUGACAGUUCAGAAAUAGCAUACGCUGCAGCAGUUUAUCUUCUGGUACGAUCAACCAAUACCACUCAAUGUCACCUUCUCAUGGGAAAGUCAAAAGUAGCACCGGAAAAGAAAUUGUCGAUUCCGCGACUCGAACUUUGUGGCGCUUUACUCCUCGCCCGGACUAUUGAAUAUGUACGAACCAAUUUAACUUCAUUGCAGAUCACAAACGUCACUGCCUGGUGUGACUCCACAGUAGUGCUCACAUGGCUCCAAAUGCCAACGGCAAGAUUGAAAACGUUUGUGGCGAAUCGCGUCGCUCAAAUUCAGCAUAUGACCUCAUCUGACAGCUGGAGGCAUGUACCCACUGCACAAAAUCCAGCAGACUGUGCCACUCGUGGCCUGACUCCGAAAGAAAUAAGUGAUCACCCUAUUUGGUGGACCGGUCCGCAAUUUCUUACUCAACCUUCGGAAACAUGGCCGCAAGUAACCAUCUUCAACACUGUCGAACCGGGAGAACACAAUGUCGAAGAAAAGCCCUUGAUACUACUGGCCGUCCAAGUUGAAGAAGAGAGUAAGCUCUUAACCUCAUCAACUGACCUACCUAAAGUCCUCCGUCUCACUGCAUAUUGGUUACGGCUCCGGAGACGUUUAGGCCACCAACCAAUGGUAUUUGAUGAAAACCAAUCACCCGGAAUAAAAGAGAAAAAUGAAGCGUUACUUGCUUUAUUACGAUGGGUACAGCGGGUACACUUCGCAGAGGAUUUGAAACUUCUUACUGCAGGUCGAAACUGUUCAACAAAACUCCGAUUAUUGAAAGCAUUUAUAGACCCAAUCGGGGGUCUCCUCAAGGUGGGCGGGAGACUUCGCGAGGCGGAUUUACCGUUUGAAAAUCGCCAUCCUAUCUUAUUACCGAAGAACUCCCAGUUGACGAUACUAUUAAUCGAUUUUAUCCACCGUCAACAUUGUCACCCAGGACCUCAAACAACUCAGAACAUUCUUCAACAAGAAUAUUGGAUCAUUUCCGCUCGAAGUUUCAUACGAAAACGACUCCGUCAAUGCGUAUCCUGUUUCAAAGCCAGUCCGAAGCCCUUGCAGCCUAGUAUGGGAGACCUACCGAAGCCAAGACUAGUUGGUACAAAACCAUUCGCUCACGUGGGUGUUGAUUUCGCUGGACCGUUCUUCGUAAAAGCCGCUCUUCUAAGACGGAUCCAGACGACAAAAGGGUACUUAUGUAUUUUUGUAUGUAUGGCAACUCGUGCGGUCCAUUUGGAGCUCGUCAGUGAUUUGUCAACCGCUCUCUUCCUCGCGGCCCUUGACCGAUUUAUUAGUCGUCGUGGAAGAUGUACUGACCUCUACAGCGAUUGCGGAACAAACUUCGUAGGAGCAAAACGCUAUUUAAAGGAAGUCCAAGAUAUUAUUGACUCUUCAACCACAGCAACGGAUCUGGAUAAACGCCAAAUUCAAUGGCAUUUAAAUCCACCAGCCGCCCCACACAUGGGCGGACUUUGGGAAGCAGCGGUUAAGUCCGCAAAAACGCUACUUCAUCGUACCAUCCACGACCAAAUAUUAACCUAUGAAGAAUUAAAUACUAUUUUUCAUCGAGUAGAGGCCACACUUAACUCGCGUCCUCUAGGAGCCAUGUCCUCGGACCCAAACGAUCCUCAACCUCUGACCGCUGGACAUUUCUUAACUAUGGGACCUCUGGGUACGCUACCUGCACCUACCACCUCAUCUACCAGUUCAAGACUCGGACUUCACAAACGAUGGGCUCUUGUCCAACGAAUACAACUACACUUCUGGGAACUAUGGCAGAAAGAUUACCUACAUACCUUGCAAGUAAGAUCCAAGUGGCACAAGGACGAACGUAAUCUCCUGAUCGAAGACCUUGUCAUUGUCAAAGAACCAACACCCCCUCUCACUUGGAAAACUGCACGGGUCGUGGAAGUCCACCCGGAUGAAGAUGGCGUAGUACGUGUGGCCACAGUUCGUGAUGCAGACGGCAAAUUAUUCAAACGUCCAGCCGCAAAGUUGUGUCUAUUACCACUAGAUAUAUGA
Messenger RNA from Myzus persicae (green peach aphid), 2685 nucleotides. RefSeq lists its product as uncharacterized. Lineage: Eukaryota; Metazoa; Arthropoda; Insecta; Hemiptera; Aphididae. The record is from RefSeq and is a predicted model, not a curated record. The transcript has a single exon. Gene Ontology annotation, biological process: DNA integration. Gene Ontology annotation, molecular function: nucleic acid binding. Bases 1 to 2685 code for a protein of 894 amino acids.